AUGUCUGACGGAGAAAAGCAAAGAAACAAUGUGGAGGAGGAGGAAGAAUACGAGUACGCCUCCGAGUCAGAACAAGAACAACCCGAAAAGCAACCACAACAACAAGGCCAACGCACGAUGCAACGCGCGCGCCAACAACCACAACAACAGAACUUCAAUCCGGCCCAGCAGCAAAACCAACAAAUGGUACAGCAGCAGCAACAGCAGCUGCAGCAACAACCGCAGCAAGACGAGCGAGUCACAGGCAACAUGGGCGGGCGCACCGGCGCCAUCAGAGAAUCGCGUAUCAAGGACCGGCCACAGCCCAAGGAGCAGCGGGAAAGCAGUCUGAAGAUCAAGAUCGAGCUGGAUCUUGAAGUCGAGGUAGAUCUCUAUGCCAGAGUGAAGGGAGAUGUUACCAUUGGGCUCAUGUAA
Messenger RNA from Lachnellula hyalina, 414 nucleotides. RefSeq lists its product as uncharacterized. The coding region runs from base 1 to 414 and encodes 137 amino acids. Lineage: Eukaryota; Fungi; Ascomycota; Leotiomycetes; Helotiales; Lachnaceae. The transcript has 2 exons. The record is from RefSeq and is a predicted model, not a curated record.